Messenger RNA from Hydra vulgaris (swiftwater hydra), 2040 nucleotides. RefSeq names its product solute carrier family 53 member 1. Gene Ontology annotation, molecular function: inositol hexakisphosphate binding. Gene Ontology annotation, biological process: phosphate ion transport; cellular response to phosphate starvation. The record is from RefSeq and is a predicted model, not a curated record. NCBI's taxonomy places the organism in Eukaryota, Metazoa, Cnidaria, Hydrozoa, Anthoathecata, Hydridae. Gene Ontology annotation, cellular component: plasma membrane; Golgi apparatus; cytoplasm.
UAAGAUUAGUAAAAAUGAAAUUUGCUGAAUAUCUUGGGGCUCAUCUCACACCCGAGUGGAGAAGUCAAUAUGUUCAGUAUGAAGAAAUGAAAAAGUUUAUUUACGAAGCAAGUUCAUCCGCACCACCUAUGACUGAUCCUGCAGACGAAUCUUGGAAAAGUCAUUUUGAAAAACAUGAUCUCAAUUUUUUUGAAUUUUGUGACUCUGAGCUUGCUAGAGUGAACACUUUUUUUUCUGAAAAAUUAUCGGAGGCAAUUCGUAAAUUUACAAAUUUAUAAUUACAAAUGGUUAAUGCAGGAGUACCAAGUGUUCGUUGUGCUGCGAACAGCACUCUUAUUGUGAGAAAAAAAGAUGGUUCCGAGGCACAUUUUGGUUCUUCAGCUAAACCAAAGGCUCAGGUUCUCACAAAUAAAAAACUAAAAGAAAUGAAGUUUGUGGUCAGCGAAUUUUAUCUCAGCUUGGUUCUUAUUCAAAAUUUUCAGCAACUUAAUUUCACUGCCUUUCGAAAAAUUUUAAAGAAACAUGACAAGGUCUUUAAAACUAGUUCUGGAGCAGAUUACAGAAUAGCAAAUGUUGAAUCUUCUUUGUUUUACACCAACACACAAAUAAAUACUCUUAUUCUAGAUACAGAGUCAAUUGCAAUUGACGGUUUAGAAGGUGGAAAUCGUACAAAAGCGAUGAACAGACUUCGAGUUUUACCUUUAUCUGUGAAGCAAAGCGAGACAAUAUCAUUCUUUUGGGGUUUUUUUACUGGAUUGUUCCUGAUUUUACUUGUAGUUGUAGGAAUAACAGCAUAUUACAAAGGUCCACAUUUAGUUUGGUUACCUGCGUUACGAAUGUAUCGCGGUAUUUUGAUUUUAUAUGUUAUGAUUGGUUUACUUGGAAUAAAUGUGCGUGGUUGGGGUCGUGCCGGUGUAAAUCAUGUCCUCAUUUUUGAACUGGAUCCUCGUCAUCAUUUAUCGUAUACGGAAUACCUAUUGAUAGCAUCAGUUUUCGGAACUUUGUGGUGCCUCAGCUGUUUGGCUUUUCUCUUCAGUAACAAUUUCAAAAUAUCUAUUUAUGUGCAUCCUUUAAUAUUGGCUGCUUUCACCUUGUUAUACCUUUUAAAUCCAACAAAGACCUUUCAAUACAAGUCUCGUCGGUGGCUACUAAAAGUUCUGUUUAGAAUUGCUGUUGCACCUUUUAAGAGCGUUUGUUUUGCUGACUUUUGGCUUGCAGAUCAGUUAAACAGUUUAGUUAUACCUUUGCUGGAUAUACAGUAUUUGAUUUGUUUUUAUAUAAACGAUUGGUACAUACUUCCAGAUUCUGGUCAAUGUACAUCAACAAAAUACGGUAUCCGGCCUAUUAUUGCAUUAUUGCCGGCCUGGUUUCGACUUGCGCAGUGCUUACGUCGUUACAGAGACUCAAAAGUCAAAAAAGUGUUUCCUCAUUUGGUCAACGCUGGAAAAUAUUCUACUUCUAUGUUUGUAACAAUACUUUCAACUGUAACGUCGGUAAAAAACGAGGCAUUAAUGGGUCACCGCAGUUGGUUGUUUUAUGUUUGGGUCACUUCAUUGCUUAUAAGCACAAUAUAUACAUUAUUCUGGGACCUGAAAAUGGAUUGGGGUUUAUUUGCAAAAGAUGCUGGUGAAAAUCGUUUCUUAAGAGGACAUAUUGUUUAUGAUUAUAAGAUAUUUUAUUACAUGGCAAUGUUUGGUGACGUUUUGCUUCGCUUUAUGUGGACGUUAACUGUAUCCGUAGGCAAUUCCGGUUUUCUGUUUAGCGAAUUUUUUACUUUGUUUAUCGCCCUGGUAGAAGUUUUCAGGCGUUUUGUUUGGAACUUUUUUCGAUUAGAAAACGAACACUUGAAUAACGUUGGAGAGUUUAGAGCAGUUCGCGAUAUCAAUAUUAAACCUAUUCAUAAGCAGAAGAACGCAUCUUCUUUAACACUCGAAGAAAUAAUAGACCUUGAAAAUGGUCUUUCAAAAGGAGUUUAAAACUUAAAGCAAAUAAUUUUUAAAACUUUUUACAUAUAUAUGUUUUUAAUAUUUUUGACGGCAA